Messenger RNA from Capsella rubella, 543 nucleotides. Its product is annotated as auxin-responsive protein IAA5. Gene Ontology annotation, molecular function: protein binding. The transcript has 3 exons. Bases 1 to 477 code for a protein of 158 amino acids. Gene Ontology annotation, biological process: regulation of DNA-templated transcription. Gene Ontology annotation, cellular component: nucleus. Lineage: Eukaryota; Viridiplantae; Streptophyta; Magnoliopsida; Brassicales; Brassicaceae. The record is from RefSeq and is a predicted model, not a curated record.
AUGGCGAAUGAGAGUAGCAUUCUUGGACUCGCGAUCACCGAGCUACGGCUAGGUCUUCCCGGAGAUAUCACUGUCUCCGGAAAGAAGAGGGCUUCUCCGGAAGCUGAGAGAGGCUUGAAAUGUGAACGGGCGACAAAGAGUCAAGCUGUGGGUUGGCCACCGGUUUGCUCGUACCGGAGAAAGAACAGUCUCGAACAGACCAAAACUUCGUACGUGAAAGUGAGUGUAGACGGAGCUGCAUUUUUAAGGAAGAUCGAUUUGGAAAUAUACGAAUGUUACCGAGAUCUCGCUUCCGCUCUGCAAAGUCUUUUCGGAUGCUCUAUCAGUUUUGAUGAUGCUUCAAAGGAAAGUGAAUGCGUACCAAUAUAUGAGGAUAGAGAUGGAGACUGGAUGCUUGCGGGAGACGUUCCUUGGGAAUUGUUCCUUGGAUCAUGCAAGAGGUUAAGGAUUAUGAAGAGAACAUGUAACAGAGGAUGAAUGGUUUUAUCACUUUAUGAGCCUUAAAGAAAUCUUGAUAUACAUAUUUACAGAGGAUGACCAGCA